This is a messenger RNA of Dendrobium catenatum, 2991 nucleotides long. Its product is annotated as ankyrin repeat protein SKIP35. Bases 511 to 2406 code for a protein of 631 amino acids. The record is from RefSeq and is a predicted model, not a curated record. NCBI's taxonomy places the organism in Eukaryota, Viridiplantae, Streptophyta, Magnoliopsida, Asparagales, Orchidaceae. The transcript has 4 exons.
CCUGACCUCCAUUGUAUGGGUGACAGCAAGCUCAUGACUCAUUUGUUUCGUCACUCAAAUUUCUCUUAAAAAAAAAAAAAGCUGUCGUGGUGUUAGCAUUGGGCGAAUUUUUCCAUUUUCCAGUCUCAAGCUCCCUGCUAUCGUUCUUCCGAUUAGGGCGAGGUGCAGGAACUGGGCUGUGGCUGGUGUUUUUCUUCUCUUGGUUUUGAUGGGCAUCUAGGGUUUUAACAGGUCGGCGCUUCCGUAGUUAGAUGCUUAUUUUAUGUGGGAAGCGAGUCACAGGGUUUCUUCGUGAAAGAACUUGGGAGGGAUUGCCCUUUCGAUUUUGGAGAUUUGCGUAAUCAGUUGUUUCUCGUUAGCAUUUUGCACAGUGAUAGGCUAGCCGUUGAUUACAUGAGCUCUUGAUAGCUUGUAAGGAUUCUGUGUUGUUACUAUUUGUGUAAAUUGGGAUUUUGCUCUUAUCGCAUUGGUUAGUCUGGAUCUCGAUAAACGGUGGAUAAGGUGAAGACAAUGGUGGCUGAGGAGGAAAACUUGUAUUUGACAAAGGAGAGUCAUUUGGAAGAUCCUUUGAGAUCUGAGAUGGAGAUUGAGGAGAACGUAGUGGUAGCAUGUCGGUAUACGGAUGGUGAUGCUUCAACACAGGACAGAGGUGAGGGAAGCAGUGCGGUCUUCUCUCAAGAAGCCUCUCAGGAGAGCAAAUAUCAUCAGCUCCCUAAAAGUUAUGGUGGCUGUGCGAAGAAGUUCAGGUUUAGGGUUUCUGAACAGACAGAAGAUUCUGUCAGGAAGAAAGAUAAGGAGAAAAGUAAGCUGGACAGGAGACUUAGCAGGCAGGAUAGGAUUGAACUUGGCCGUAUGUUUCAAGGUGCAGUGAGCUCCCAUGAUUGGGAGCUUGCUGAGAGUUUAAUUCUCUUAGCCGAUCCCCAAACUCUGAAUGACGCCCUAUGUAUAGCACUGGAUUCUAUAUGGUUUUUGAAGAUCCGACAAGAACUUGAUGGGAUCACUGGGCUAAUCAAGAAGAUUGUCUCUAAUGGUGCCCGUGAUUUCACAAGAGCGGCCCUAAGAACAUCAUUUCUUGCUUCAUGUGUGUCUGCAUGCCAGAGCAGGACAAUAAGCUUAGCAGAUACUGUUGCUUUCAUGGCUCAAAGAUUGCAUGACCGUCUUCAAGAAUGCAACGGGGAUGAGAUUUUAAAAGCUGAGGCAGGUGCAAAAGUUCAAAAGUUCACUGAAUGGGCCUUGAAAUGCAUUGGGUUUCACUCUCGCUGCCAAGAGAACAGGGGUGAAGGCAAUCCCAAUACUGCAAUUGAAGUGCACUUUCAGCUUUCGGCGUUCAAAACAUUCCUGGAUCUUGCUGGCAGUAAUCUUUCUGGAAAGGACUUCACUGAGGCAUUUGAUGCUGCAUGUUUCCCUCUUACACUCUUUUCAAGCUCUUUCGACCCUGGUUGGGCUUCCGGAAUCUCAGCAUAUUUGAUACAAGGGUUGCUAGGAAUGUUGGUGGAGGGUGGUGCUGAUAAUGUCAACCUAUGUUUUUUGGAAGCAUCUCGCUUUGGUAGUACUGAACUUGUUCGCAUCCUGCUUCAGAUUGCCCAACGAAACAGCUUACAUGUUGAUGUUGAUCUCGCUCUUGGAUUCGCCUCGCAAUAUGGCAAAAUUGGAACCAUGGAAUGUUUGGUUGAGGAGGGGCAAGCAGCGGCUUUCCUGGGACCGCUGAGGCGUGCUGCUGAAAGAGGUUGCUUGCCUGUCGUCCAAUGGUUUAUCGACCGUGGCUGCCAGGAUAUGGAGCUGUGUCUUGCCUUAAUUGCCGCGACCUCCAGCAGCCAAGUCGAAGUCACUGCAUACCUUCUUCCUCAUGUCCCACAGCAUGUCCUUGCCGCCCUCAGCGUAGAAAUCAUCAAAGCUGCCGGGGAGAGGUGUGGUGGCUCUCUCGACGGAGUUGCCUUCCUCCUCCAAUCAAAUUUCCUUGGUGAUCCUGCAGCAACUUAUGCAGUAGCCGACAGCAUUGCUAGAUCCGACGAUGAGGCUGUGGCCCAUGAGCUGAAAGCUUUCCUCCAUGAACAGUGGUCAGAAGAGGCUUUUUUGGAGGGUCUAAGGUGCGGACAGGAUGAUUAUGUAAACUUCAUGAGAAUAUUGAAGAGAGGUGAAUCACCCAUUUGCUUGAGGGACCUGCCAACACCAUUAAUGAUGGUUAUUGCUUACUUGCCAUUGUACAAGGAGUGUGUGGUGGCCAGCGGCUGUUUGCUUCCUCAAAGACUUAGAGGCCAGCUUGUGGAGGUGGCAGCAAGGCUUACCAAUGGAGCUGUUAACAGGGGAAGCCAGCCCAAUGAGCUACUGGCAGUUUUGGAGAAUCACCUCCCUCCAUUUCUUCAUUCUUCAGAAACCUUUGUGGCCACUUGCAUAAAUAGCAACUGAUAGGAACUUUAUUGCAGUCCACCUUGUUAAGAGGGCUUUAGAUGUCAUCCAUGUUCUGAAAUGAGCUGAAAUAUGUUCAUCCUCGGUGUAUAGAAUAGAUUGUAAGCAUAUACAGCAUUGAGCAGUGUGUUUUAAACCCCAUAUGUUUGGGGAGAUUAUUCUAUGCGGAUGCUGAACACAACUCUACAUCUGAAAACUCGUCAGAAUUAGCCAGUCUGCAAUACCAAGCGUGUUACCGAGUAGUAUCGAGCCGCGGUACCGAUGUGGCUCAUUCUGAUUGGUCUCCGGAUGGCGUUCGGCAUCUUCACAGACUUGAAUGAUGAUUCGGAGCUCUCUUGCAAGGUUUAAAAAAGAGCAUUAAUGGAAUUCUGCUUGUAAUUGCUUGUUCUGUGGAAUUUCAGCUUAAUGAACUUAAGUUGGGCGUUUAGAUUGUUUAGCCUUUUCUGCUUGUAAUUGCUUGUGAGCAUUCAGUAUGGAAAACGGGCUAUUUGGCCAACAGAUGUUUCCUAAAGCAUAUCAAAAUUUUGUUUCUCAUCUGUAAUUUUAUACCGUUUUGUUUUAAGGUAGUACAACGAAUGCUUUCAU